Cucumis sativus (cucumber) is the source of this 2148-nucleotide messenger RNA. RefSeq names its product protein ASPARTIC PROTEASE IN GUARD CELL 2. Gene Ontology annotation, molecular function: aspartic-type endopeptidase activity. NCBI's taxonomy places the organism in Eukaryota, Viridiplantae, Streptophyta, Magnoliopsida, Cucurbitales, Cucurbitaceae. Gene Ontology annotation, biological process: proteolysis. The coding region runs from base 468 to 1898 and encodes 476 amino acids. The transcript has 2 exons. The record is from RefSeq and is a predicted model, not a curated record.
GACAGUACAAACAAAGUCCAUCAAUCACUUGCAGUAAAAAGAGCACACAUUUCUACAUUAUUAUUUUUUAAAAAUAUCCAUCUCUGUAUUCACCAAUUAAUGCACACCUCAACUAAUGUUAUAAAACAACCCGUUUGAUCCUACAAUAUUUAAGUAUCACCACCGUAGAUUGAACUCAGCAUUUCUACUCGUGGCUUCUACUUACUGCCUACAUGGAUAAAUAGAGGUCUACCCAUGAUUGGUGUACACAUCUAUACAUCCAUAUAUAUCUUUUACCAACUUCACCUUCAGUUUCUUAUCUAUUUCUUUCUACAGAAAACACUCACAAACCAGUAACUCAAUCAUAAUCCAACCCCACAAAUUUUCUUUUUCCCUCUCAUAUUUCUUCUCACACUUAAAUCCCCCAUUUCUCAUUUCCAUUCUCAAGCUCCCCUACAACACUCACUUCACAGUUCAACUACUAAACCAUGCUACCUUUCCUUCUUCUUUCUCUUUUAGCCACCGCAGUCGCUUCGGUUGCCACUGGUCCUGCCGCUACUUACCCGGCCACCCAACUCCUAAAUGUCAAAGACACAAUCAAAGAAGCAGAAACCGCACCCUCUAGACUACCACAAGAUCUUGAACUCCAUGAAAACUACCCUAUUUUUGAGUUAGACAACAACAGCAGCCAAAGUCAAUGGAAGCUCAAGCUUUUCCAUAGAGAUAAGCUACCCCUCAACUUCGACCCCGACCAUCCCCGUCGUUUCAAGGAGCGUAUCAGCAGAGAUUCCAAAAGGGUCUCCUCUCUGCUCCGCCUACUCUCCAGUGGCAGCGAUGAGCAGGUGACGGACUUCGGAUCGGAUGUGGUCUCCGGCACGGAGCAGGGUAGCGGAGAGUACUUCGUAAGGAUAGGCGUUGGCAGCCCGCCGAGGAGCCAAUACGUAGUGAUUGAUUCCGGCAGCGACAUUGUAUGGGUGCAAUGCCAGCCCUGCAGCGAAUGCUACCAACAAUCCGACCCGGUGUUUGACCCGGCCGGUUCCGCCACCUACGCCGGAAUCUCCUGUGACUCAUCAGUGUGUGACCGCCUCGACAACGCAGGCUGCAACGAUGGCCGGUGCCGGUACGAGGUGUCAUACGGCGACGGAUCCUACACCCGCGGCACCCUCGCGCUCGAAACCUUAACUUUCGGCCGGGUCCUAAUCCGAAACAUCGCGAUUGGGUGCGGCCAUAUGAACCGAGGAAUGUUCAUCGGAGCCGCAGGGUUGCUCGGUCUCGGCGGCGGCGCCAUGUCAUUCGUCGGCCAACUCGGCGGCCAGACUGGCGGCGCGUUCAGCUACUGUUUAGUCAGUCGAGGCACAGAGUCCACAGGAACACUGGAAUUCGGCCGCGGCGCUAUGCCAGUCGGCGCCGCGUGGGUUCCCCUAAUCCGAAAUCCACGCGCUCCAAGUUUCUACUACGUCGGGCUUUCAGGUCUCGGAGUCGGAGGGAUCCGAGUACCAAUACCCGAACAAAUCUUCGAACUCACCGAUUUAGGGUACGGUGGUGUAGUAAUGGACACCGGAACCGCCGUGACGAGGCUACCGGCGCCGGCGUACGAAGCAUUCCGAGACACGUUCAUCGGACAAACGGCAAACCUACCUCGAUCGGACAGAGUAUCGAUCUUCGACACAUGCUAUAACCUAAACGGGUUCGUAUCGGUAAGGGUACCGACGGUGUCUUUCUACUUCUCCGGUGGGCCAAUACUGACGUUGCCGGCGAGGAAUUUUCUAAUCCCGGUGGACGGAGAAGGGACAUUUUGCUUUGCAUUUGCAGCAUCGGCGUCAGGAUUGUCGAUCAUAGGGAACAUUCAACAAGAAGGGAUUCAAAUCUCCAUUGAUGGAUCAAAUGGGUUUGUGGGAUUUGGGCCAACUAUUUGUUAAUUAUUCCCUUCAUCAAAUAUCAAACGAAGACCCAAUCUCAAAUUAUGUCUUAAAUACGUUUUUUCCCCUCAAACUUAAAAUCUUUUUUUUUUCUUAUUUUGUAAGUUAUAGAUUUCUUUUUAACUUUUAUUUUUAUUUUAUUUUUUUUUUGUAGAAUUUGAGUUUAGAAAGAAUAUGUUAGUGAUUGAGAAGUUCAUUGUUUGGUAGAUUUUUCGUUUCUUUUGUGUUAAUACAUUCAUCAAAUAUCUAA